This is a messenger RNA of Morchella importuna, 375 nucleotides long. RefSeq lists its product as uncharacterized. NCBI's taxonomy places the organism in Eukaryota, Fungi, Ascomycota, Pezizomycetes, Pezizales, Morchellaceae. The record is from RefSeq and is a predicted model, not a curated record. Bases 1 to 375 code for a protein of 124 amino acids. The transcript has a single exon.
AUGGUAGAUAUAUCUUCCAACGAUUCAGAACCCACCUUUGACAACCAUAUGGGACGUAUUCAGCGUCUCAGGAGUAAGAUGGAAGACCUCCGGUCAACACGCAAGCUUUGCGAGGAGGACUGUGUCAUGUGGGACCGUAUGGUAUACAAUCCUGAGGGGUUCCGUGAGACUAUAAAGGGUAUGAUCAAGAAAACUAUCAUCUUGGAUGAAGCCGAGUGGGAGAGAUGUACCCGUCAGAAGGCAGGAUUGACAGCGAGAAUUAAGGAAAUCAAUGAGAGGUUGGUGUUGCUGCAGGGGAAGAUGGAUCGAUUGUUAUUAGGAUUGAUGCGUAGAAAGCCCGCAGCCGGUGGAGAGAGCAGCAAUCUGGCCGAAUAG